GAUUAUUUGGUCAUUUCUUCACUCGAGUUGAAAAGUGAAAACCCUUCUCUCUUCAACUUGACAAUUUUAACACUCUUCUUCGGCAGUGCCGAAUUCAACCCUUGCUCUCAACUUAUUCAUGCAUUCAAGUUCUGAAUUCAACUGAUUCAGUUUUACUUUGGGAAGAAAACCAUCAAAGCUUAGCCGCCUAAAAAUGACAGACAUGGAGUCAGAUAGAAUUAGUUGCUUACCGGAUCAUAUAAUAGAUCAGAUCCUCUCACACUUGCCAAUUAAAGAAGCAGGGAGAACAAGUGUUUUAUCCCACAUAUGGAGAAACAAAUGGUCCACACAACCAGAUCUUGUGUUUGAUAGACAAUGUGUACCUGCUGCAACUUCCAAAGACCCUUCGGUUAGCAAGAUUAAAUUUUUGAGAAUUAUUGACGAUGUACUUUUACUUCAUUCUGGGCCAAUCAACAAGGUCAAAAUCUCCGCCGGUUAUGAUCUCAUUGAUAUGAACUCUGUGGCUGAUAUUGAUCGGUGGAUUCUUCAUCUAACCAAAAGGUCUUUCAAAAAGCUUGUCCUGGACUUUUGGUUAGAUGAACCCUAUAAGAUACCUUGCUAUUUGUUCUCUUGUCAAAGUUUACAUCGUUUAGAACUAUAUUGGUGUUCGCUUAAACCUCCAACGACGUUUGAAGGCUUUAGGAACUUGAAAAGUCUUCAUCUAGAACAGGUAACAAUGACUCAAGAUGCUUUUGAAAAAUUGAUAUCUGGCUCCCCUCUGCUUGAAAAAUUGAAGGUGGCAUAUCUUUAUGGCUUCACCCAAAUUAAUAUCCAUGCACCAAAUAUCAAGUGUGUUCAAAUCAUUGGAAAAUUUGAGGGUAUUAGCUUUGACAACACUCCUCAAUUGGCUAAGGUACUUGUUGAACAAACUAGUCAAAGUAGAUUGCAUGGAUGCUCUAGCAAUUUGGUCAAUUUUUUUGAUCAUCUACCCAACAUUCAGGUCCUACUAAUACAUUCAUAUUUUAUAAAGUAUUUGUUUGCAGAUGUUGUGCCAGUAAAGCUUCCUACACCCUGUAUCAAUCUAACAACUCUUCAAAUAAGCAUAAACUUCAACAACUUGAAGGAAAUUUCGGCCGUUCUUUGCUUGCUCAAUAGCUCGCCUAAUCUUCAAAGAUUCGGAAUCUAUGCACGACUCGAAGAGCACGCUGACCAUUUAUCGCCUGUCUCCUAUUGUUGGGAAGAUAUCUUUUCGGAGCCGGUCAUGCCCUUUAAAUUGCAACGUGUAAAGAUAGAAGACAUAUCCGGUACCAAAUGUGAAUUAGAUUUUAUCAGAUUUAUCCUUCUCUAUUCACCCGUGCUCGAAAAAAUGACUGUGAAACCUGUUUUAAACGUUACAUCGAAGUUGAUGACAGAACUUAUCCGAUUCCGGAGAGUGUCGGGACAAGUUGAAGUUAUUUACCAUGUGAAAGACUCUUCAUAAUUUUUUUAUGAUGAUUUUUAUGGUGGUUAUGGCUAAAGUUAAACUUAAUGAUGUGGCAAAUUAUGAAAGGGUGUCUUGUAUUUGGACCUUUGAAUUGAAGUAUAUGAAUGUAUGAAAGGGUGUUAUUGAUUCGUCUUCUUAUC
Molecule: messenger RNA, 1602 nt
Organism: Trifolium pratense (red clover)
Lineage: Eukaryota; Viridiplantae; Streptophyta; Magnoliopsida; Fabales; Fabaceae
Product: F-box/FBD/LRR-repeat protein At1g13570-like
Exons: 4
Coding region: 194-1459 (421 amino acids)
Molecular function (GO): protein binding
Source: RefSeq, a predicted model, not a curated record